AUGCCCAUCGGAAGCCUCUUCGACACACCUGGCUGCGCCAUGCCGCUCUACCCACUGUUCCACAAAACUAUUCGCCAUGCCAACCAGACAGACAUCAGUCUUCGUUGGCGCUGUCCUGGUCGUAGAGCUACAGUCGUCUAUCGCCGCGGACGAGCCCUCUACUUGAACGUGACCAGACUUUCGGAGUACUACGGUGUGGAAUCGGCGGCGCAUGCGGUGUGCACGUACCGCGAAGUGCUCAGAAAUGAGACCUCGGGUGUGCCUCACGACAUGGGCUACAAGCUGGGACCCAGCCAAACCAUGAAUUUUGGUGAAAACUUGGACGAGGAGUUCGUGGCUGUCGAGUGCGUAGCGGGCAUAGAGACCCUUUUCACUGAUUACUUCUUCAUUCCACAACUGAAAAACAUUAGUGACGGAAAGGCCGGAAAGCCGAGAAAGGGCCUCAUGAAUGUGCUUGUUCUGGGCAUAGACUCCACGUCACGGAUGAACUUCAAUCGUCAUAUGAAGCGGACGCGGCAGUUUCUUUUAGGAGAGCUGAAUGCGUUCGAGCUCCUUGGCUACAACAAGGUGGGCGACAGCUCCUUCGGCAACCAGAUACCGCUGCUCUUGGGAAAGCCUGCGGACGAAGUGAAACGAAUCUUUCGUGAACGCAAUUUAGACGAUUUGCCGCUGCUGUGGAACCUCUAUUCGGCAUUAGGGUAUGCCACUCUAUUCCUGGAAGAAAUGCCCUGCUACGGUUUAUUCACUUACCCGAACUACCGGGGUUUCUGUAAGCCACCAACCGACUAUUACCCCGUGCCCAUUUUGCAUGCUAUGGAAGAAAACGGAGGCAUCGACAUCUAUUGCGCAGGCUCACGCCUGAAGACACAGGUAUUACUCGAGUACCUAAGAGAUGUUCUCGAGUUGAACGCCGACCACGGCAUCCCGCUGUUCUCGUAUGUCUGGCUCUCGGACAUCCCGCACAGCAACGACCACGCACUGCUAGUGCUGGAUGAUCCUGUACAUGAUCUACUACGAAACAUGCAAAAACGGCGUGCUUUCAGAGACACCGUGCUUGUCAUGCUGAGUGACCACGGUGCCAGGUUUGGCAGCAACCGCGCCACGGUCAUCGGUCGUCACGAGGACAAGACGCCGUUCGGAUACUUGGUGCUGCCACGCAGCUUCCUAAGCCGUCAUCCCGGAGCCGCUGUUAAUUUAGAGGUGAAUCAGCGGCGUUUGGUUACAGCGUACGAUGUUCACUCUACCCUCGUGGAUCUGUUGCGCUACACCAGCUCUGCCUCGGAGGCAUCUUUAACCGCAAAUCGGGGUCUGAGCCUUCUUGAUCAAGUACCUCCACACAGGAGCUGCAGCGACGCAUUUGUGCCAAUAGAAUUCUGUGAAUGCAUCGGAGCUGGAGCAUACUUGGAUGAACAGUCAAGUCAUGUGCAGUCAUUUGCCAAGUUCUUAGUGGAAUACCUCAACAGCCUCAACGAGGCCAACUUUCCUACUAUGUGCGCAAGGUGGCAGUUGGGGAGCGUGACAGACGCCUACGUCUUGGAUGGUCGGUGGAGCAGCGUCAUAACCAUGCGGGUGGUGAUUGUCACUCAGCCAGUAGCCCACUUUGAGGCCUACGGUGAAGUGCACGACGGCAAUGAAGAGUGGCGAGUGCUGUUUGUGCAGAGGCUGGACUGGUACGCCAACCAGACCACAUGCCUACCACCGAGCCUCUGGCAGAAGCUGUGCUACUGUGCAACCACUUAG
Rhipicephalus microplus (southern cattle tick) is the source of this 1740-nucleotide messenger RNA. RefSeq lists its product as uncharacterized. The record is from RefSeq and is a predicted model, not a curated record. NCBI's taxonomy places the organism in Eukaryota, Metazoa, Arthropoda, Arachnida, Ixodida, Ixodidae.